AUGUCGGAGAACCCGUUUGCAGACCCGUUUGCGGCUCCUGCGCCUGCUGCAUCGUCGACCAAUGUAACCGAAGACUUCAACCCGUUUGCGAAUCGCAGUGCCCCGGCUCCAACUCAACAGCCAACCGCGCAUCAGGCGGUCGGUGGCGCUGGCGGAUACGAGAAGAAGAGCGCCGGAAUGGACGACGAGUUGUUCCGUAAACAGCAAGAACUCGAACGCCGCGCACAAGAGCUGCGCAUUCGCGAGGAGGAGCUUGAUAGGAGGCAAAGAGCACAAGCCAACAAUUUGAACACCGGUGCUGCAAAUAAUGCUCCAAGACCACAUAAUUGGCCACCAAUUCCAGCUUUCAUCCCAGCUGAGCCUUGUUUUUAUCAAGACAUUGAGGUUGAGAUCCCAGUACAGUUCCAGAAGACUGUCACUUUCGUCUACUACGUCUUCUUGUUGUACGUGCUCGCGCUUGUUGUCAACUUGUUCGCAUCGAUUAUGUUCAUGAUCUUUGCCAAGGGCUCCGUUGGUCAAGUUUUCCUCGCUAUCAUUGAGCUCAUUCUGUUCUCGCCAUGCUCGUUCCUCUUCUGGUUCCGUCCGGUCUACAAAGCAUUUCGCAAUGAUUCAUCGUUCAACUUUAUGGUGUUCUUCUUCGUUCUAUUCUUCCAUUGUAUCUUCACGGGUAUUCAAACGCUUGGCCUCUCAUCGUAUGCAUGCGGAUGGGUCAGCGCCCUCGACACCUAUUCAGUUUCUGUUCCAAUUGCCUUGAUCAUGACCGCUUCGGCUAUCGUGUUCACUGCUGCUUUCGCUGGAAUGGUUACCGCUUUGAUUAAGGUUCACCGCCUUUAUAGAGGUGCCGGAUUUUCGAUCGACAAAGCACGUCAAGAGUUCACUAACGGUGUUAUGUCGGAUUCCGGUGUCCAACGUGCUGCUACGGCGGCGACAAGCGCUGCCGCCAGCGCCGCUUUCAAUCAAGCGGCCCAAGGCAGAUUCUAA
Messenger RNA from Caenorhabditis bovis, 981 nucleotides. Lineage: Eukaryota; Metazoa; Nematoda; Chromadorea; Rhabditida; Rhabditidae. The record is from the annotation of a GenBank genome assembly.